AUGGACAACCACGCGUUCACCCCCAUCAACGUGCACUUCAUCCUGCACAUCCUCUACCAACUGUUGGUGAACGCCAAUAGAAGCAGGGAAAGAGAGGAGCUCUACCGCGUCUUCCCGAGACCAGCAGGUCGACCAGUCGGUGGGGAAGAAGGUCUCACCGCCUUCCGUCUUGUCACUCCAACCCCCGAACCGCCCGUCAACUUUGUUUGUGAGGCCCCAGCUGGAACUCAGUACCCCACCAGGAAAGUCCCUGGGAGCACAGCAGCUGGGGACUCACGGAUCAUCUCCCUGCUGCUGAUUGCCCUCCACUGCCUCUUCCCGCCAACAGGAAUCGCAGUCGUUGGCGACGAAGGAAGCGACGGACCUGCCCCUGGCUCCUCUGGAUCUGGCCCCGGUACAUCACUCAACGGAGAAGAUGGAAACGACACAUCUUCCUCAGACGAUCAACCAGGGCCAUCACGCCGUCGCUCCGAGCCGGACAUGAGGGACGUUGGAACCGGAACAACGGAAGCAGAGGACCCUCGGCUGGCUCAACUGAUGGAAGAAAACGAGAGGCUAAAAAAGGAAAAUGAGGAGAAAGUCUUCAUCGAUGUCAUCUGGUAUGGAUCGUCGCAAGUGACAAAUGGAGCAUCUUUGCAAUAG
This is a messenger RNA of Caenorhabditis remanei, 642 nucleotides long. RefSeq lists its product as uncharacterized. Lineage: Eukaryota; Metazoa; Nematoda; Chromadorea; Rhabditida; Rhabditidae. The transcript has 7 exons. The coding region runs from base 1 to 642 and encodes 213 amino acids. The record is from RefSeq and is a predicted model, not a curated record.